Molecule: messenger RNA, 1588 nt
Organism: Sorghum bicolor (sorghum)
Lineage: Eukaryota; Viridiplantae; Streptophyta; Magnoliopsida; Poales; Poaceae
Product: peroxidase P7
Exons: 3
Coding region: 321-1265 (314 amino acids)
Biological process (GO): hydrogen peroxide catabolic process; response to oxidative stress
Molecular function (GO): peroxidase activity; heme binding
Source: RefSeq, a predicted model, not a curated record
AUUUUCCUAUAGCAACACAAGCGGCAUUCAGCUAAUCUGAAAGAAACAGCGUCUUUCGGUAGGCCAAAACUAUGUAACUCUAGCUUGCGGUCUUCCCCUCUCACUUGGAUCACAAGAUGAUGCAAGAAUUGGUCCCAAAUUUCCACUUCCUGGCAGCCAUGGUUGACUACAAACGCAGGCAGGACACAGAUUGGCAUGCAUGCAACUCUACCUCGAAGCACCAUAUAUAAAUAGGGCCAUGUGCCCACCCUUCUCACAUCGAAGCUGCCGCAGAGACCUUUCUCCUUAAGCAAGUAGCUUCACCGAGUGUGCAGGUUGCCAUGGCGGCUCCUACCUUGAUGCAAUGCUUGGUCGCCAUUUCCCUCCUCUCCUGUGUCGCCCACGCACAGCUCUCGACCACGUUCUAUGCAUCCUCCUGCCCCAACCUGCAGAGCAUCGUGCGGAGGGCGAUGAUCCAGGCCCUCAGCAAUGACCAGAGGAUGGGCGCCUCUCUGCUCAGGCUCUUCUUCCACGACUGCUUUGUUCAAGGUUGCGACGGCUCGAUCCUUCUCGACGCCGGAGGGGAGAAGACGGCCGGCCCCAACGCCAAUUCGGCGCGCGGCUUUGAGGUCAUCGACACCAUCAAGACCAACGUGGAGGCCGCGUGCCCCGGCGUCGUGUCGUGCGCCGACAUCCUUGCCCUUGCCGCGCGAGACGGAACCAAUCUGCUCGGCGGGCCGACCUGGAACGUGCCGCUGGGCCGGCGGGACUCGACGACGGCGAGCGCGUCCCUUGCCAACAGCAACCUCCCGCAGUCGACGGCGAGCCUGGGUACGCUCAUCUCGCUGUUCAGCAGGCAGGGCCUGUCGGCGCGCGACAUGACGGCGCUGUCGGGCGCGCACACCAUCGGGCAGGCCCGGUGCACCACCUUCCGCAGCCGCAUCUACGGCGACACCAACAUCAACGCCUCCUUCGCGGCGGCGCUCCGGCAGCAGACGUGCCCGCAGUCCGGCGGCGACGGCAACUUGGCGCCCAUGGACGUGCAGACGCCGACGAGGUUCGACACGGACUACUACACCAACCUGCUGUCGCAACGGGGCCUGUUCCACUCGGACCAGGAGCUCUUCAACGGCGGGUCGCAGGACGCGCUGGUGAGGCAGUACAGCGCCAACCCCUCGCUCUUCAACAGCGACUUCAUGGCGGCCAUGAUUAAGAUGGGCAACGUUGGGGUGCUAACCGGCACCGCCGGACAGAUCAGGCGCAACUGCCGAGUCGUCAACAGCUAGAUGCCGAUAUGGAUCGGAUAUACUUCUAGCUUAGCUAUAGCUAGCUUGCUGAUCGACCGACCGACCGCCCAUGGAUGGGUCGAAACCGACCGACAUGUACAGCUAGCUAGCUUUUCAUCAUGAACUACAGUAUACGAAUAUGGCUAUAGAUAGAAAUCAUCAGUACGGAGUAUAUAGUAGAAUAAGUGGUGAACGACCACGCAAGGAGUGACCGAAGCAGUGUCACUUACAUGGCCAGGUUACCGAAACGAUUCACCUGACCUUUUCCAUUGGAUAUUUUGAAAGGCAACUAUAUAUAAACACCAUCCAUGCGUGUUUACUAU